Mycotypha africana is the source of this 1068-nucleotide messenger RNA. RefSeq names its product UDP-glucose 4-epimerase. The record is from RefSeq and is a predicted model, not a curated record. Gene Ontology annotation, molecular function: UDP-glucose 4-epimerase activity. Gene Ontology annotation, biological process: beta-D-galactose catabolic process via UDP-galactose, Leloir pathway. Bases 1 to 1068 code for a protein of 355 amino acids. Lineage: Eukaryota; Fungi; Mucoromycota; Mucoromycetes; Mucorales; Mycotyphaceae. The transcript is spliced from 4 exons. Gene Ontology annotation, cellular component: cytosol.
AUGUCUCAAAAGGCUGUUCUUGUUACUGGUGGUGCUGGUUAUAUCGGCUCUCAUACUGUCAUUGAAUUAUUAGAAGCUGGUCGUGAAGUCGUCGUUUACGACAACCUCACUAACGCUUCAUACGAAGCCGUUCGUCGUAUUGAAAAGAUCACUGGUAAAAAGCCCAUUUUCUAUAAGGCUGACAUUCUUGAUAAGAAGGCCCUUUUGGAAGUUUUCAGCCGCCACUCUAUCGGAUCUGUCAUUCACUUUGCAGGUCUCAAAGCUGUUGGUGAAUCCACACAAAUUCCUCUUGAUUAUUAUUAUAACAACAUCACCGGUACCAUCAUCUUAUUACAAGCUAUGAAGGAAGCAAAUGUUAAGAACAUUGUUUUCUCAUCCUCUGCUACUGUUUAUGGUGAACCUCCUAUCAUUCCUAUUCCCGAAACUUGUCCUACUGAUGCUAAGAGUCCCUAUGGUCGUACCAAGCUCUUUGUUGAACAUGUCAUUCGUGAUCUUUGCACAGCUGAAAAGGAUUGGAAUGCUGCUUUACUCCGUUACUUCAACCCUGCCGGUGCUCAUCCUUCUGGUAUUUUGGGUGAGAACCCCACUGGUAUCCCUAAUAAUUUGAUGCCCUACUUUGCUCAAGUUGCUAUUGGUAAGCGUGAAUGUUUAUCUGUUUUUGGUAAUGAUUACCCUACUCGUGAUGGUACUUGUAUCAGAGACUACAUUCAUGUUGUUGAUUUGGCUCAAGGUCAUUUGGCCGCUUUGAAGAAGCUUGAAGAAAAGCCUGGAUGCGUUGAAUAUAAUUUGGGUACAGGUAUCGGUUCUACCGUUUUGGAAAUGGUCAAGGCUUUCAAUAAGGCUGUUGGUCGUGAAUUACCUUAUAAAAUUACUGAUCGCCGUCCUGGUGAUGUACCUAACCUCACUGCUGAUCCUACCAAAGCCAACAAAGAAUUAGGUUGGAAGGUCAAAUUCACCUUGGAUGAAGCCUGUGCUUCUUUGUGGAAAUGGCAAAGCGAAAACCCAGAUGGCCUUGAAGGUUAUCCUUCUGAAGCUCCUGCUGAAUGUGUCCUCGAUUAUCUCCAUUAA